Mauremys mutica (yellowpond turtle) is the source of this 2397-nucleotide messenger RNA. RefSeq names its product integrin alpha FG-GAP repeat containing 2 (gene ITFG2). Lineage: Eukaryota; Metazoa; Chordata; Testudines; Geoemydidae. The coding region runs from base 86 to 1753 and encodes 555 amino acids. Gene Ontology annotation, molecular function: protein binding. Gene Ontology annotation, cellular component: KICSTOR complex. The record is from RefSeq and is a predicted model, not a curated record. The transcript has 14 exons. Gene Ontology annotation, biological process: regulation of TOR signaling.
GCCCGUGGCGCCUCCGUAGCACCCGCGGGGUCACAGGGAGCCGGGGCGCCGGCCCGUCCCUGAGAGCGAGACCAAGACCAGCUCUAUGGUUGCCGGGGAGAUGCGGUCGGUCAGUUAUGUGCAGCAGGUGGCGCUCGAGUUCAGCGGGAGCCUCUUCCCCCAGGCCAUCUGCCUGGGAGACGCCGACAACGAUACGCUGAACGAGUUAGUGGUGGGGGACACCAACGGGAAACUCUGCGUGUACAAGAAUGACGAUAGCAAGCCCUGGACCGUGCGCUCCUGCCAAGGAAUGCUCACGUGCGUUGGUGUUGGAGACGUGUGCAACAGAGGAAAGAAUCUGGUUGUUGCCGUGAGUGCCGAGGGCUGGUUUCAUCUCUUUGAUCUGACUCCUCCACCCUCAAAGCAUCCAGAUGCCUCUGGCCACCACGAACCCCCACUGGCAGAUGAACAGAAGCUGGUGUUCAAGCAGCACAUUCCUGCCAACACCAAGGUCAUGCUGAUCAAUGAUAUUGAUGGAGAUGGGAAGUUCGAGCUGGUGGUGGGUUACACAGACCGUGUGGUGCGAGCCUUCCGCUGGGAGGACCUGUCUGAGAGCUCUGACCACAUCUCCGGCCAGCUGGUGCUGCUGAAGAAGUGGCUGCUGGAGGGGCAGGUGGACAGCCUCUCUGUGAACCCGGGCCCUGAUGGUGUCCCCGAGAUGAUGGUGUCCCAGCCGGGCUGUGGCUAUGCUAUCCUGCUCUGCACCUGGAAGCCGGACCAGCAGCCCCUAGCAGAGGGAGGAGACAGCUCUGCAAACAGCAGGGAAGCCCCCGUUCGGGACGUUAUCCUUCACCAGACAUCUGGCAGGAUUCAUAACAAGAACGUUUCCACUCAUCUAAUUGGCAGCAUUGGCCGAGGCUGCACUAAAGCGGAUGCUGGCUCAGGCCUGUUUGCCCUCUGCACUCUGGACGGAACGUUGAAGCUCAUGGAGGGGGCGGAUAAGCUGCUGUGGUCCGUGCAGGUUGAUCACCAGCUCUUUGCUCUGGAAAAACUGGAUGUUACUGGCAAUGGGCAUGAAGAGGUGAUUGCCUGCGCCUGGGAUGGCCAGACGUACAUCAUCGACCACAAUCGGACUGUGGCCAGAUUCCAAGUGGACGAGAACGUCAGCGCGUUCUGUGCUGGCCUCUAUGCAUGCAAAGGAGGCCACAACAGCCCCUGCCUGGUUUACGUCAGUUUCAACCAGAAGAUCUACAUCUACUGGGAUGUGCAGCUGGAGAGAAUGGAAUCCACCAAUCUGCUGAAGAUACUAGAGACCAACCCAGAAUACAGGGACCUUCUGCAGCAGCUGGGCGUGGAUGGAGAUGAUGUCUCGGCUGUCAAAGAUCUGAUUCACAAGACCCUGUACUUCCCAGAAAAGCAGCCACAGAACAGUCCUUGCCAGCAUCGGGGCCCUGCUGGAGCAGACUCCUCCAGUCACCCCACCGUUGCCCAAGACUCGUGGAACUUUCCCACAGGAAGAGCAAGCCCUCAGCUGCUACCUCUGUCACUCAGGCCAGGAGAGAGUCAAGCAUUGAUAUGGGGAGCUAAGCUUUGGGACAGCAAGGGCAUCUGUUCUGAGAGCGGAGAACAUGUUCUUCUGUCUCCUGCGUCACUGAGGAGAGAUGGGAAUGAAGAGGAGACAGGACAAGAAAUGCAGCGUGAGAGAGAAGAGUGGAGUGGAGAGAUGAGGCCCCAUCUAAAGUCCUUCCAGGGCACAUUCCUUCUUAUUACAUAAACACCAGAGGACUGACACCAGCUGCCCUAUUACACACUGCAGUGGAAGAUACACAAGUGAGUUUCAAGAGACAGCAUAUUUUAAGUGAAGAUUUUAACAUCCAUCUUACAAUUCCUCUCAACCACUUCAAUUGUUGGGACUGAUUAGGGUGGCUUGAAGCAUUCAGCUAAAUGUCAGUCUGAGCUGCAGCGCUAAAUGUAGCUAGGUCUCCAAGUGUACAUUGUCGGGGAUCUGGUGUGUGGCACACAAGAAAUCAGACCUAUAUUUAAGAGGGACUGCUCUUCACCACCACAGCCGGGAUGACAUAUCUGUGAGACAAAGUCCAAGCAAAGGGGUUUAGCAGGGCUGUAGUAUAACAAGCUGUUACGUUGCAAUUGGAAUAGACACACACUUGCGGAGGGGUGAUCUUUCAACCUCUGCCACCAUUCAAAGCGUCCUAUACCAAUGUGUUUCUGAAGUGAGGGAAGACCAAAAAUGGCAUCUUAGGCAUUCAACCUGGUUCAGAGGGAAGAGAAAGGGCUUGAUUUGAAGCACUCUCCCUGUACCACCCAUUUCUAUUCUCAUACGUUCUAAAAGAAUAAAGUGACAUUUAUAAUUAAAAGCUAAUUUAAGGAAUGUACAAUAUUUACAGAGUCAUGACAAGC